Messenger RNA from Cheilinus undulatus (humphead wrasse), 7201 nucleotides. RefSeq names its product myelin transcription factor 1b (gene myt1b). Lineage: Eukaryota; Metazoa; Chordata; Actinopteri; Labriformes; Labridae. Gene Ontology annotation, cellular component: nucleus. Gene Ontology annotation, molecular function: RNA polymerase II cis-regulatory region sequence-specific DNA binding; zinc ion binding; DNA-binding transcription factor activity, RNA polymerase II-specific. Gene Ontology annotation, biological process: regulation of transcription by RNA polymerase II. The record is from RefSeq and is a predicted model, not a curated record.
ACCGAACGCGUGAUUGGCGGGAGGGUCGAGCAGGUGCAGUGAAAGUGGCCAAUCGGGGGAGGAGAUGGAGUGGUGACGGGUAGGGAUGCUCGUUGGAGGGAGACGCCGAAAGUCUGGUGGAGUUUGGCCGAUGAUGAUGCACCUACACCCUCUGACCACAUGGGGGCGGGACUUCCCUGCUGCAGAGAGAGAGAGCAAGCGUGGGUCAGAGUGACACCAGCUGAGCCUCCUCCUGUUUACUGUAAAUGCUCAUGGUGAUGUUCAGAGAGACUCGCCGUCUGAAGCUCAGCAGGCCGUUCUCCGGUGAUCUCACACACGCCGACGCCGUCCAGGACAUGAAGGAUCCUGAGAAAGAAAAUGAGUUCCGUGGCGAGCUGGUGAACCAGCGGUGGACACGAGGCGAGAGGACCAGCAGCCGCUGUCAGGCCUCCCAGAGACUGCAGAGCCGCCGACCAAUCAUGAUGAGCGUGGAGGGCGACGACAAGAGGACUCGCACUCGGUCCAAAGGAAUCAGAGUUCCUAUCGAGCUGGUAGGACAGGAGCUGAGCUGCCCCACCCCUGGAUGCGAUGGCUCCGGCCAUAUCAGUGGGAGAUACUCACGACACAGAAGCGUCCUCGGCUGCCCCAUCGCCAGGAAACGCCGUCUGGAAGAGGCCGAGGCGGAGCAGGAGCAGGAGGACCAGGACGCAGAGCGGCCCGCCUCCAAGAGGAAGUCCCACCCCCUGAAACUGGCGCUGGAUGAAGGCUUCGGAGCCGACAGCGACGCCAGCAGUGAGGCUGAGGGAGAAAAAGAUGGAGAGAAGGCCAAGGAGGAAGACGAGGAAGAGGAAGAGGAGAGGGAGGCAGCAGUAGAGGAGGAAAGAGAAGAGGAGACGCAGGAUGAACAGACCAACGGGCACGAAAAGGAGGAGGAGACACAGAAGGAGGAGGAGGAAGAGGAGCAAAUAUCAGAGGAGACGGUUCAGAAGGAGGAGGAGACGGUCAGAGCUGAGGAAGAAGAAGAAUGUGUCAUCAUUGAGCCAGAGCACACAGCAGCGCCCCCUGCAGACCAGUGUCCUUCCCCCUCUCAGAGCGCUGAAGAGGUGGCCAAUUCUCUCCUCCACCUCGGCCGAGUCCCCGACAACAGCGAUGCCACUUUGGCCCUCCAGCAGCCUGUUGCUAUGGAGACUGAGGAGGAUAUUGCCGUGGCAGCCACACGGGGUGAAGAAGUGGAUGAACGGGAGGAGGUGGAGGAGGAGGGGGAGGGGGAGGGGGAAGAGGGGCACAGAGUUCAAGGAUCAGUGGAGUCAUCUGUUGGUCAGGAGGAAGAAAGUCAGAACCAGCAGCAGAGCCCGCCAGACCAGAAGCGGGAAGACAGGGGAGGAGACCAGAAGGAGGAAGAGGAGGAAGAGGAGUCAGCUCCAGCACAGAAGAGACCCACAGGGCCAGCACUACAGCUGCCAGCACCCCAGAAAACUACAGCCCACAGGGCCAGCACCCCAGAAAACUACAGCUCCCACAGGGCCAGCACCCCAGAAAACUGCAAUUCCCACAGAGCUAUUCCGCUCCACAAACAUGACCCCCACAAACCUCCUCAGAGCUACCGGUCCAGUCCCCCCCUCGGCUUCAGGACCAGCCCACUCCACGACUUCUUCCCCGCCAUGAGGGGAGAGAACUUCAAGCUGCACAAGGUGUCCUCGGCCUCGCCAGACAUCAUCGAGGUGAGGUCGGACCGCUCCGAGGAGAAGGACUAUGACGAUGUGGAUGGGGACGAUGAGCGGGACGACGAGGACAGCCUCUCUCAGCGCUCCACGGUGACAGACGAGUCCGAGAUGUUUGACAUCACCAGGGGAAACCUGGGUCUGCUAGAGCAGGCCAUCGCGCUGAAGGCCGAGCAAGUGAAGCCAGCCGGGCCCCGAGAACUGCUGUGUGGCCCCGACCUCCAUCACCAGAGAUACUUCACCAUGGAGGACAGGCCCAAACACCUGGACGUCCUGAGGAAGAGCUACUUUGGCAAAGAGAGCAGCAGGCCAGAGAAGAGGGAGAUCAAGUGUCCCACCCCGGGCUGUGAUGGGACGGGUCACGUCACUGGUCUUUACCCCCACCACCGCAGCCUGUCAGGCUGUCCACACAAGGACAGGAUCCCCCCUGAGAUUCUGGCCAUGCACGAGAACGUGCUGAAGUGUCCGACCCCCGGCUGCACCGGUCAGGGCCACGUCAACAGCAACCGCAACACGCACCGCAGCCUCUCUGGAUGUCCCAUCGCCGCUGCAGAGAAACUCUCCAAGAGCCACGAUAAGCAGCUCCUGUCUCAGCCCGGCGCCGAGCUGCUCAAAGGAAGCCCCAACGACCGCGUGCUCCGGCCCAUGUGUUUCGUCAAGCAGCUGGAGGUUCCUCCGUUCGGCAGCUACCGCCCCAACAUGGCGCCUGCCACGCCCCGCGCCAACCUGGCCAAGGAGUUGGAGAAGUACUCCAAGGUGUCCUUCGAUUAUGCAAGCUUCGAUGCUCAAGUGUUCGGGAAGCGCAUGCUUGCUCCAAAGAUGCCCACCAGCGAAACCUCACCCAAAGCCUUCAAAAGUGAGACCAGGACCUCCUGUAGACUUUUUACAGACAGAAACCAGAGACCCAGACCUCCUAGGACAGCCCUCAUGGACAUACGUCCCACAGAGAGCAGCCCUCAUGGACAUACGUCCCACAGAGAGCAGCCCUCAUGGACAUACGUCCCACAGAGAGCAGCCCUCAUGGACAUAUGUCCCACAGAGAGCAGCCCUCAUGGACAUACGUCCCACAGAGGACAGCCCUCAUGGACAUAUGUCCCACAGAGAGCAGCCCUCAUGGACAUACGUCCCACAGAGAGCAGCCGUCAUGGACAUACGUCCCACAGAGGACAGCCCUCAUGGACAUACGUCCCACAGAGGACAGCCUUCAUGGAUAUACGUCCCACAGAGGACAGCCUUCAUGGACAUACGUCCCACAGAGGACAGCCCUCAUGGACAUACGUCCCACAGAGGACAGCCCUCAUGGACAUAUGUCCCACAGAGAGCAGCCCUCAUGGACAUACGUCCCACAUAGAGCUGCCCUCAUGGACAUACGUCCCACAGAGGACAGCCCUCAUGGACAUACGUCCCACAGAGGACAGCCUUCAUGGACAUAUGUCCCACAGAGAGCAGCCCUCAUGGACAUACGUCCCACAGAGAGCAGCCGUCAUGGACAUAUGUCCCACAGAGAGCUGCCCUCAUGGACAUACGUCCCACAGAGGACAGCCCUCAUGGACAUAUGUCCCACAGAGAGCUGCCCUCAUGGACAUACGUCCCACAGAGAGCUGCCCUCAUGGACAUACGUCCCACAGAGGACAGCCUUCAUGGACAUAUGUCCCACAGAGAGCAGCCCUCAUGGACAUACGUCCCACAGAGAGCAGCCCUCAUGGACAUAUGUCCCACAGAGAGCUGCCCUCAUGGACAUACGUCCCACAGAGGACAGCCCUCAUGGACAUAUGUCCCACAGAGAGCUGCCCUCAUGGACAUACGUCCCACAGAGAGCUGCCCUCAUGGACAUACGUCCCACAGAGGACAGCCUUCAUGGACAUAUGUCCCACAGAGGACAGCCCUCAUGGACAUACGUCCCACAGAGAGCAGCCCUCAUGGACAUAUGUCCCACAGAGAGCUGCCCUCAUGGACAUACGUCCCACAGAGGACAGCCCUCAUGGACAUAUGUCCCACAGAGAGCUGCCCUCAUGGACAUACGUCCCACAGAGAGCUGCCCUCAUGGACAUACGUCCCACAGAGGACAGCCUUCAUGGACAUAUGUCCCACAGAGGACAGCCCUCAUGGACAUACAUCCCACAGAGAGCUGCCCUCAUGGACAUACGUCCCACAGAGAGCUGCCCUCAUGGACAUACGUCCCACAGAGGACAGCCUUCAUGGACAUAUGUCCCACAGAGGACAGCCCUCAUGGACAUACGUCCCACAGAGAGCAGCCCUCAUGGACCCAUUGCUGAGAGGCACUGUCCCACCGUUGUAGACCACGUGGAGGAGAUUGACAUGGACAUCGAGGUGGACGAGAAUGGAACCUUGGACCUGAGCAUGAAGAAGCCCAUCAAACGUGAGGGCAGCCUGUCGGCCACCAGCCCUGGGGUCCGCUCCCCCGACCCGUCCUCUUCGGCUUCCUCGCUCCAUCACGGCAGCGGGAUGACAUCACCCAACCUGCUCGCCUAUAAGCAGGAGGAGUGGGAGGGGCCUCUGGAUUACACCAAACCGAACCGCCAGAGGGAGGAGGAACCAGAGGAGGUCAGUGUGAUUAGAGAGUGUCCCACACCUGGCUGUGACGGCAGCGGUCACAUCACAGGAAACUACGCGUCCCAUCGCAGUCUGUCUGGGUGUCCUCUCGCUGAUAAGAGCCUUCGGUCCCUCAUGGCGGCCCACACCCCUGAACUCAAGUGUCCCACCCCAGGAUGUGACGGCUCGGGUCACAUCACAGGAAACUACGCCUCACACAGAAGUCUCUCUGGGUGCCCGCGUGCCAAGAAAAGUGGAAUUAAAACUCCUACCAAGGACAACCAGGAGGACUCGGAGCUUUUAAAAUGUCCCGUUCCCGGCUGUGACAGCCUGGGUCACAUCAGCGGGAAGUACGCCACCCAUCGCAGCGCCUAUGGUUGCCCGUUGGCGGCCCGCAGACAAAAGGAAGGGCUCCUGAACGGGACCCCUUUCAACUGGAAGGCCUUUAAGACAGAGGGGCCCACGUGUCCCACCCCCGGCUGUGACGGCUCCGGACACGCCAACGGGAGCUUCCUCACGCACCGCAGCCUCUCAGGAUGUCCUCGAGCUUUGUACGCCAAGAAGAAGGCCAAGUUCCCAUCAGAGGAUUACCUGAGCACCAAGUUCAGAGCUGGCGAUGUCCUGGACAAUGACGAAGACAUCAAGCAGCUCAACAAAGAGAUCAACGACCUCAACGAGUCCAACAACGAGAUGGAGGCUGACAUGGUCAACCUGCAGACUCAGAUCUCGUCCAUGGAGAAGAACCUGAAGAGUAUCGAGCACGAGAACAAGAUGAUCGAGGAGCAGAACGAGGCUCUGUUCAUGGAGCUGUCGGGUCUGAGCCGCGCCCUCAUCCGCAGCCUCGCCAACAUCCGCCUGCCACACAUGGAGCCAAUCACAGAGCAGAACUUCGACCGCUACGUGAGCACGCUGACCGACAUGUACACCAACAAGGACUGCUUCCAGAGCCCGGAGAAUAAGGCUCUGCUGGAGAGCAUCAACAAGGCUGUGAAAGGCAUCAAAGUCUGACCGCCACACACGCCAUCAAAGCCUGACGCUGCACGCCAACACACACACACACACACAGAAACACACACCAACACAGAGAGGGAGAGCGUGCUCUGUCCUGGAGCAGCCAGCGUGGUGGAGGCGAGGAGAGAUGUUGAAAUCCUCGACGAUACACUGAAAUAUGUUCAAAAACAAAAAAGGGAAUUCAGGUUAUUUAAAUAAACGGCAACUUUAAGAAAUCAUCCCAGGGAGCACUCGGUUCGAGGAACGGACCAAAACCAACGCCAGGAUCAGGCGGCCGGAGCGGACUGUGACGGGGCUUUUUACACACUGGCGUCUUUUUGACUGUUUGAGGAGCGACGGCGAAGACGAGGACGCACGCUUCAUGCCUUGCAGAGCGUGUUUCCACUGCGGCGCGCCUGCAGCACAGACGCCAACAGGGAAACGGCGUUAAAAGAGACUUUCCGUCCUGUCAUGGUUAAAAGAAGCCCCGCCCCCUUGUUUCUUUUGUUGGACUUGAAUGACCAUAGUUUUAGCGUGCACAUGUUCCAGACCCUCGUAGUCAGAUCGAUAGUAUUUAUCAUAGGAAUUAUUGCACUUCAUUUCAAUGACUAGUUUGUGCUCUAAUAAUAAUAAUAAUUAUUCUUAAAUAUGAAUUAUUUAAACUUGUGAACUUUUAAAUUAUUACCGUUUAUGUUUAUUUAUUUGAAGCAAUCUAUUUAUUAUUCUCUUUGUUUUCUACGUUUGAAAAAAAGGGCGUGGCUCCUGUUUGAAGAGAGAUUUUGUUCCAGUACUUUUUGAAAACCUUUUUAAUUGCAGAUGUUUUAUAACUGAGAACUUUUGAUAAUAUUACAAAAUCUUAUUUUUGUUUGUUUUUUUGUUGUGGUUUUUUUUUUGUUACAGUAACCUUAAAUCCACUGCUGAGGAAAAAAGAAGAUAUGUAUUUAUUAUUUAUUGAAAUGAAGAAAUGGACUGAUAUGGCUGUAUAUUUAUUUUGUUAUUUAUGUGCGUGAUGUGACGGUUGAGUCUGAGUAGUCCGUAAACUCCACUGCUAAUAUUGAAUAAAGAAACAACCAAUCCAGACACUGUUUGCUUACUGUAGGCGAGUCGACCAACCAGCAGCUGAUUGUACGGCGGCAGCGUCGGCGAGUCGAUCCAAACUUUAACGUUACCUCUCCCGAGCGCUUUGUAGCGGCCAGCUCUGGCUCACACUAACUCUGAGACGUAAGCAGGACGAGCCUCGGCCCGGGCCGCCCGCCACACGCAGCCACAUAUCGCCCCGUAGGACGGCCUCCUUCGACCAACUAUCAGAUUAACAACCACACCCUUGUAGCCUUACUCUAGAUUUUAAUUUUUUGAUGCACAAAGUGCCACUAAAAGAGAAAACCAGAAAAAAGAGAGCUCACUUUCUUUCCUGAUUCUUCUUCUUCGCAUUUCUGCAAUGUACCAGCGUCUGGUCCCGGAGCGACCACGGCGCCACGGAGUGCUGAUUGUUUCAGAUGCCUUUAUUUCUCUGCCAAAAUGGCCGUUAGUACACGAUAUAUACAUUCUGUAUAAAUAGAUUUUAAAGAUGCUAUAUAUAAGAAUAUAAACAUACCUAUAUUUUUCCAGUGUAAUUGUUGACUUCUUCUUCUCUUGUAUGAGCUGAUCCCAGCGCCACCUGCUGUUCGAGGAGAUGUGAGUUCUCAUAGAAAGGAGGCAGUUACACUAAAGACCUGCUCAACUGUGGCUUUAAACACUCCGCUCAGUCAAACAGGACAAACCGAUGGGACGUCCCGUCCUUUCCUUUCUCGUCUGUCUUCAGUCCCAAACAUCUGCUGUUUGUUGUUCUUGCCCUGAAACUAGCUGGUUGUCAUGUGACUUUAUGUACAGUGAAAAAAGACGAGGCCUCAGGAUCAUGUUCUGCCCGCUGGCCGUGUUUCCACCGCAAAGACCUCCUCCAGGAGCCAGAACUUUAGGAG